UUGUCUAAAGGUGACAUCAUCAAUCGUUUGUAACCAAUGGUGUCUCGUAUAUUCUUAGUAUCCAGUUAGUCGUCACGUGACUUGAAAACCAAAACAAAGAACGGUCCGGAAAGAUUGAAGUUCGCGGUAAAUACUUCGGUUUCUGUGUUUGUCGUCAAUUUUUCAGUUUUGUGUGUCCCAUUCCUAUCGAACUGAACUCAAAACAUGGGUCGUAUAUUUCUUGAUCAUCCCGGUGGAACUACACUUUAUUCUUGUGCGAACUGCGACACUGCUUUGACGAAUCGAUCGGAGUUAACAUCCAUGAGGUUUAAUGGAGCAACUGGAAGAGCAUUCCUGUUCAAAAAAGUGGUCAAUUUAUCAUACAGUGAAGUUCAAGAUAGAGUAAUGCUUACUGGGAGGCACAUGGUGCGGGAUGUUUUCUGCAAGAACUGUGAUACAAAACUGGGCUGGAUGUAUGAAUAUGCAAACGAGGAAACACAACAAUAUAAGGUUUGUGGAUUAAAACCUGUGUGGGUG
Orbicella faveolata is the source of this 516-nucleotide messenger RNA. RefSeq names its product protein yippee-like 5. The record is from RefSeq and is a predicted model, not a curated record. NCBI's taxonomy places the organism in Eukaryota, Metazoa, Cnidaria, Anthozoa, Scleractinia, Merulinidae.